This is a messenger RNA of Gastrolobium bilobum, 1733 nucleotides long. RefSeq names its product AT-hook motif nuclear-localized protein 9-like. Lineage: Eukaryota; Viridiplantae; Streptophyta; Magnoliopsida; Fabales; Fabaceae. Bases 395 to 1414 code for a protein of 339 amino acids. The record is from RefSeq and is a predicted model, not a curated record. Gene Ontology annotation, molecular function: minor groove of adenine-thymine-rich DNA binding. The transcript is spliced from 6 exons.
GAGAGAGAGACACACACACAUGACACAACAAAACACUAUUCAAUAAUAUCUUGUUUUUGUUUUUCCUUUUUUCUCAUUCUGUAGUUAAUGUUGUUGUUGUUCUCCUUUCUGUCUUUCUUUGCACUCAAUCUUCACUUUCACCCCUCUCUCUCUCUCUCUCUCCUCUGUGCACUUCUGUCACCCACCACUCUUUAAUUUCCCUCAGGAAAAACUGUUGAACGUUUUUUCAAAACUCUCACUAGCUUCCAGUUCAUAACUCUGUGCACCAUCACCACACCACUCUUUUGAUUCUCUCUCCUCAGAUAACUAGGUGGUGAACUUUGGCGAACUGAAUAUUGAGGGGUCAAAGUUUCUUGUGAAAGUGAAAGAUUCUGAAGGAACUUAAAGUAAAUGCAUGGAUCGUGGGGAUCAAAUUGCAUUAUCUGGGUCUGCAUCUUACUAUAUGCACAGAGGAAUACCUGGUUCUGGAACUCAACCUGAAUUACACAACUCACCUGGUAUCCGUCCACUGUCUAAUCCCAAUGUACCAUUUCAAUCAAGCAUUGGGGGUAGUACCAUUGGAUCCACAUUACCAUUAGAAUCUUCAGGAAUUUCAUCUCAAUGUGUCAAUGUUGGUGCUUCUUCUGGGGCUGCAACUGGUGAAGCUGUCAAAAGGAAGAGAGGAAGGCCUAGAAAAUAUGGUCCUGAUGGAGCUGUGUCAUUGACAUUGACUCCAACACCAGCUAGUCAUCAUGGAACCAUGACUCAAAGCCCAAAACGUGGUAGAGGGCGCCCUCCUGGUUCUGGGAAGAAACAGCAAUUGGCUUCUCUUGGUGAAUUGAUGUCUGGUUCAGCUGGGAUGGGUUUCACUCCUCAUAUCAUCACCAUUGCAGUUGGAGAAGACAUUGCAACAAAAAUUAUGGCAUUUUCGCAGCAGGGGCCUAGAGCUAUAUGUAUUUUGUCAGCCAAUGGGGCUGUCUCCACUGUGACACUUCGUCAGCCUUCAACUUCAGGUGGCACUGUCACAUAUGAGGGACGUUUUGAGAUCCUAUGCCUGUCAGGCUCUUACUUGCUCGCUGAUAACGGCGGCUCCCGCAACCGAACUGGUGGAUUAAGUGUUUCCCUUGCAAGUCCUGAUGGUCGUGUCAUCGGUGGAGGAGUUGGUGGAGUGCUUAUUGCAGCAAGUCAAAUUCAGGUGAUAGUUGGGAGCUUUCUAUGGGGCGGAUCAAAGACCAAGAACAAGAAAAAGGAAGGUUCAGAAGGUGCAGAAGUUGCUUUAGAGUCAGAUCAUCAGGAAGUUCAUAAUCCAGUUGCAGUGAAUAGCAUUUCCCCAAAUCAAAAUCUUACUCCAACCUCAUCACUAAGUCCUUGGCCGGCAUCGCGUCCGUUGGAUAUGCGUAAUUCCCAUAUUGACAUUGAUUUAAUGCGGGGGUGACAAUUCAUUUAGCAUAAGCUAGUACUGGGUAUAUACAUAUAUAUAUAUAUUUCAGAUUUAUGGUCACUCAUCUAAUUUUCCUCUAGUAGUAAUGGCAGAAUGGGAAGUUACCAAGUACCAACAACAGAGUAGAAGCAAGCUGACUUUUGGAAUUUGGUAAAAUGUCACCUAUCCUUCCACCCAUGAUUGACUUUAGGGUUGUACUCAUAUUUUUGUAGCUGUGAGGAAUUUUAAUUUGAAGAUUUGGUGUCCUUCAUUAAAUACUGUUUAUAUCCUAUUUGAAAGUAAUUGACAUUGGGCUAUAGAUGUUUUAUGGUUU